AGAUACUGGGAGGAGUUAAAGUGACACCAAGUGAAGUGAAGCUCUCACUCACACACACACACACACACACUUCCAUGUUUUUCCUUCAAGUGACGAAACUUUACUGAACAGAUUUAUUCGUAUGUCUAUUAAAAGAUCCAAUAACAAAAAGAGGGAGAUUUUGUAGAUUAAAACCUUGUGCACGUUAAAACGCGACGACGAAACAAAGUGAAAUGGAGACGCCCGACUGACUUUGCACCGAGAUUUUACACGUGAAAUCAGUUCCUAAUCCGGUUUGAUCGCCUCACUUGUUGGGAGUAGUUUGAGGAAGUCAUGGCGGUUUGGUGGGAGCAGACGGACGUGGCUGUGUAUGAGCAGGUUGUGGUGUUGUUGUCUUGUGCUCUCUCGGUGCUGGGCUCGGUGCUGGUCAUGAGCACGUACGCGCUGUGGCCCGACCUGAGAACCACACCGAGGCAGCUUUUAGUCUUCCUCUCGGUAGCUGAUUUAUUGUCCGCCGUCUCUUACUCGUACGGAGUUUAUAAGGUAUUUAAAGCAAACACUUGGGACUGCGUGACGCAAGGAGCCUUUUCCACUUUCUCCAACACCAGCUCCUUCUUCUGGACCGUGGCCAUUGCCGUGUACCUGUACAUCUUCAUCGUCAAGUCCAGUCAGAGACUAGCCGACAGUUUGGUCUUAUAUUUUCAUCUCAUCAGUUGGGGUGUUCCCCUGGCCAUCACAGUAGCAGCCGUGUCCCUGCAGAAAAUCGGUUUCGACGCGUCCGAGGUGUCUGUCGGGUGGUGCUGGAUCAGCAUCGAGGAAGACGAUCACGUGCUAUGGAUGCUACUGACUGGCAAGAUAUGGGAACUGCUUGCCUAUGUGAUACUGCCUGUGCUUUACAUCCUCAUCAAGAGACACAUCCACAAAGCGCAUGCAGCCCUCUCAGAGUACCGACCCAUCUUGGCCUGUAACCGACUUUCCCACUCAGUUCCUGCAAUGGCAGACAGAAAGCUCACUCUCAUCCCCAUCAUCUUCAUCGCACUGCGCAUAUGGAGCACUGUUCGCUUUGUGCUGCUGCUCACUGACUCUCCUGCCAGACAAAACCCUGUGCUGGUCACCUUACAUGGAAUCGGGAACACCUUUCAGGGAGCCGCAAACUGCAUCAUGUUUGUUCUGUGCACUCGACCGGUGCGUGCAAGACUGGUGGCUCGGCUCUGCUGCCGGAGCAAUGACACACGGAGCAACUCGGACAUGCCAUCCCAGCACACAGCUCACACACACUCGCGUUCUCACACAGACGGGCCCGGCGUCUCCCAUACGGGGGGCGAUGAAAGUGAGGACGAGGAGUAGUAAGUGUUCAUGUGAAAACCCUGCAGCUUGUUGACCUUCAGCGCUUAAGCUAGAGCACCACACUCAGCCGAGCAGAUCUGCAGGAGAAGUCGACGAACUGUAAACUGAAGACUGGCAUGCUUUCUGUACGGAGGAGCGGGUGAAUGCGCGAGGGUAUCAAGUGCUCUUUCAAAAACUCUUUCUGAUUACGCAGAGUGCCUUCAAGAAUUAAAGAAGACUAUAGUCACAUGCUACAGUCCCUAGAGUCCAAAUGCGCUUUAUGUUCACGGUGUAGCAGUGCUCUUUUAUAUGCUGGCACUUUGUUAUUAUUAUUUUAUUUUAUUUUUUUUCACCUAAUCAAAGUAAUGAGCUCAGGGAUGUGAGAUUUAGAGGUCAUUUAUAAUUGAGUGACCAAAACCCUGCACAUACUGUGAACACACUGUUUAAAUACCUCAGUCUUUUUUUUUUCCUGACUAAACACAUCUCGCAGCACAGAGUGCCUUAAAAUGGACUAACAUUGUAAUUGAAAAUCUUUUUUAAACAAGUUAAAUGCAUAGCAUGGCAUUAUUUACUUGUAACCAGACUGUUUUCUAUUAAAUGUAAGGGUAUAAUCUGGUCUAGUGAAAUUUACAGGAUAUCUGGAAAAUAAUUGCAGCUCUAGAUCAUUUAUCUUAAUAGUCUGUAUAUGUAUAUAUUAUUUGAAAAAAUGAGAAUUUGUGGCUUUUACAGGGUAUUUUAUUGAUUUACAAAGAUGUUUUAUGACUGUUGUGGCUUGUUUGUAUUUUAUUUUUUUAAAUUUUAUUUUUAGUAAAGUUGCAUUACCAA
Hemibagrus wyckioides is the source of this 2130-nucleotide messenger RNA. It is a transcript of the gene gpr157, whose product is annotated as G protein-coupled receptor 157. Lineage: Eukaryota; Metazoa; Chordata; Actinopteri; Siluriformes; Bagridae. Gene Ontology annotation, molecular function: cAMP binding; G protein-coupled receptor activity. The record is from RefSeq and is a predicted model, not a curated record. The transcript is spliced from 4 exons. The coding region runs from base 313 to 1326 and encodes 337 amino acids. Gene Ontology annotation, cellular component: plasma membrane. Gene Ontology annotation, biological process: adenylate cyclase-activating G protein-coupled receptor signaling pathway; cell surface receptor signaling pathway.